Molecule: messenger RNA, 5090 nt
Organism: Myxocyprinus asiaticus (Chinese sucker)
Lineage: Eukaryota; Metazoa; Chordata; Actinopteri; Cypriniformes; Catostomidae
Product: protein ENTREP3-like
Exons: 14
Coding region: 807-2984 (725 amino acids)
Cellular component (GO): membrane
Source: RefSeq, a predicted model, not a curated record
GGGAUGCGGACGGGAUGAUAGUCCUCGUGACUGCGGGAGGAAAAGAGGGAGACUCGAUUCAGGAUAAAACUCCCUCAAAGGAAACGCCGGGGGGGAUACAUUUCAUAAUCAUCUAAAAGUAACGGCUUGCAUCAUUUGAAAAUGAGAACAGCUUGACAGUUCUUCUCGAGCUGCUUCGACGCGGAUGCUUUUUUUUAGCUUAUGUAUUUAUUUAUUUAUUUAUUUAUUUAUUUUCUCGUCUGAUACCUUUAGCGUUUUGCUUCAUGAGACGUAUCGUUCGCGCUCUGGUGGGGGAUGUGAGGCUCUUUAGUGGGAGAUACACUUUGGUGUGUGCUGGGCGAGAGUUGUUUCUUUAGUCCUGCUCCACGCAUCCUCCUCCGGUGUAGCCAGAAGCCCGAACCUGCUCUCUGGCCUGUGGAUGCGGCAGCCGCUCGGCCUGCUAAAGGCCCUGGGUACCGCAAUGCCGCGGGGAUGGGGGGAGAGAGAGGGCAGGUGGGUGACGGACGGAGUUGAAUCAAGGGAUGAAGGAGUACGCAGAGGAAUAAAUGUUGACACAACAUAAAUGUGACAAUACCGAUGUCCAGUUUUAAUAGUUGUGGUUAGAAUGUUAAGUAGACCCCUAAUGGUAGAAUCUCGUGAUAUUUUGCGUAGGGUUUGGGUUGUGUGAUUUUUUGAAGUCAAGUAGGCUAUAUUCAGUUUUAUGCACGAUUUUUCCCUUUUCCGGAUGAUGUUCCUAGAGUAACAUCCUAUGUGUUUUGAACCGAGUUACAUAGUCAGAUAAUUUAGGAAUUGUUUAACAAGCUACAAUGCCCUCACCUUCGGACUCCAGUAGCAUGGCCUCAAUGUCAGGGUCUCGAGGUCUGUCUGGUAGUCGCAGAGGAAUGUCUGGGAGGACAAGUGCACGCGUGCUGCUUUACCUGGGCUUGUGUCACCUUGCGUUAGGGGCUAUGGUGCUGGCCUUCAGCUUCACAAGCCUGGCCUUCACCUCUUCACCCCGAGUCAGACAGUCCUGUCCUUUCUGGGCUGGCUUUUUUGUUGUGGCCUCAGGAGUGGUGGGUGUGAUAUCAUGGAGAAGGCCCUUCACUCUUGUAGUGUCGCUGUUUAUGCUGCUGUCUGCAGUGUGUGUGAUUCUCAGUCUGGCUGGUUCCAUGCUCUCAUGUCAGAAUGCACAGAUGGUCAGAUCAUAUCUUACCUGUCAGAUGGAGAAUGGCCUGUGUCUUUGCUGUGACCCCAAGCAGACUUGCUCUCCAUCAGAAGAGGAGACACUAGUGCUCUAUCAACAUGCAGAUUGCCACUCGGUGCGUCACCAGCUCAAGGAUCUGCUGUUUAGUGCCUGUGGUCUCAGUAUUCUCUCCACCAUUAUCUGCACUCUGUCAACUGUCACCUGUAGCAUCCAUAUCUUCUCUCUGGACCUGCUGCAGUUGCUGGCUCCCCAUCGCUCUCGCUCUGUUAACCCAGAAUGCACCACUCCUCAGGAUGCAUUUCUCAGUAACAUGAUGGACUUUGAGGAGUUUGUUCCGCCCAUUCCCCCACCCCCAUACUACCCUCCUGAGUACACCUGCAGCUCAGAGACUGAUGCACAGAGUGUCACAUAUAAUGGAUCAAUGGAGAGUCCUGUGCCUCUCUACCCAACUGACUGCCCUCCUCCUUAUGAGGCAGUGAUGGGUCAAAGGGCUCCUAGUGAGGCUACGAUCUUUGACACACAAGCUGGUGAGCUGUCUGGAGAGAGAGGAACAUCCACAGCUUUCAGUGGUGAAGUGUCUAUGGACAGUGGCUCUCUUUUGAUGUCUGAGAUUGUGGAUAUUCCAGAUGACAGCUCCCCGUCCGAGGACUCCUGUCUCGUGGAAGUGGGGGUGCGGGCUCGGCCCAGGGGAGGCAGUGAGGGAGCGGAGGGGGGAGAGUAUAUCAGCUGUCGAUGUUCCACACAACAUACUGAGGGAAUGGUGGCAGCUUCUCCAGGCAUACACUGUUUCAGAGGGGAGAGAUCGAACUCCUGCUCCUCUCCGAGCACACACAACACCUCCACCUACAAGUCACCAGUGCUGAGGCAUCAAGCUCUGUUGGCAAGUAGUUGCUCUCAGUUGGAGUUGUUAGCGGGCUCUCAGCGUUGCUCUAUCCCAGAAAUCCGAGUCCGGCACUGCACGCCAUCCAGACAGGUCUCCUCCUCCACUGUAACCAACCCACCUACCACAACCCCAUCAGGUGGUGCUCAAGAACAACCAGACCACACAGCACCGGUGCUCCUUCCAUGGCCGUGCAUCCGUGAGCAAACUGGGCGGGAUCGAAAAGACAGUGAUGGCUUCUUACCCCUUGUGAAGUCACACAGUGAACCAGGGCUUAGCUCUUCUACUGACACAGGUGAUUUCAGUCUCACAGGAGGCAGUAAAGGAGUCAUUGUGGGGGGAUCUCAGACUUCAUCAGAGACAGGACCAUCAUCUGGAGCUUGUUUGCUGCCUCGCUCCUCUUUGGCACUUCCUGCAUCCCUGCCCAGGAAGGGAAGCGUUAAGGCUGUGAGUUGCCGGUUACCCUCAAAACAGGCCCAAGCCACCUCGCUGCGUUUACCCAAAGACUGUGCACGCUCACUUGGAGACCUCAAGGUCACCAGAGUGUUAGUGCAACGUUUUCUGCAGAGAUCAAAACGGAACUUAGCCCUUGCAACUGAUCAUGCUGGAAACUGCACUCAGGGGCCUAAAAGGAGGACAGGAGGGGAUGGAAGUCUGCCUUUAGAGCAGGUGCUUCGUAACUCUUGGGGAGCCACCAGGUGGCAGCAGCAGCAUGUCCACCACCACUGCCGUGGACACCACCACUCCCAUAGUGACAAUCACCAUAACGCCCGCCACCAUGACGAUGACCCUGUAAGGACCGGGGGUAUCCACUUGCGUAGCUGUGGAGACCUCAGUUCCACAUCUGUCAUAUCACUGCGCAGGCUCCACCCACCGCCGCACGGAUCAUCAGGGGCUCUUUACUCAGAAUCGGCCCUCUGAUUUGGGAUGAGGGAUUCUGGAAUUGAUAAUAACUGCAGUUUUGGGAGAGGAGGGAUGAAAGGGGCAAAGAAAAGUUGAGGAAAGAAUGAUAGGAGGGAAUUAGUGUAGAGGUGAGGAUGUUUAUCUUGCAGGUGGGGUGGUUGAGAUCUGGAGCAGAUGGAUAUGCUGUUUAAAUAACAGUCUGAGUACACUAGAUGAAGGUUUUAGCUGUUCUUAUCAUAAAAACUCUAACAGAAAGACAUACCUGUAUUGAAUUGAACCCUUAGACUCUCUGCUCUCUGUGCCUGACAAACACACUGGUGCUGAUUCUUAACCUUUUGUGCUUCCUUUCGUCUUCACUGCAAAAAAUACAAAAAACAAUAAAAUAAAAAAUAAUAAUAGUAAUUAACAAAAAUAAUGAAUCAGUGUAUUUGUUUUCCAGUAAAAAUUUCUGAACAUCCUUAAAACAAGAUAAAUUUACCUGAGAAAAAUUGUGUAAGAUAUAAAGACAUGUUUUUAGAGAAUAUAUGUUAUUCUUAGAAUUAAUUAUAUUUUUCUCACCCCAUUGUUUCUUGUUUUUUAAAGCAUAAACUUCACCACAUUUUGUUAGAUUUACAUUUAAAACAAGAAAAAAUGUAAUUAUUUGCCAGUGGGGUAAGAAAAGUAAGAUAUAUUCUCCAACUUAAACAAUUUUAUUUCUCAAGUAAAUGAAUCUUGUUUUAAGGAUGUUUAGAUAUUUUUACCGGUAAACAAGACAAAAUCACUGGUUUAGAAAAUGAUUUUCAUGCGCUUAUUUGCACUUUUAUGCUUAUUCAUCUAAUGCAUUUUUCUUUUUCUAACUCACUGUGUUUAUGUGGAUUGGGAAAGAAUGCAGCACCUAUGACACUGCUUAAUAUCUUUACAGCUCAUUCAAAUGCACUAAUGCAAAUUAAACUUGGAAAUAUGCACGGCCCCACACACACUCUCAGAUUGUGGAACUAAUGAACUGAUUGUGGUGUAUCUAACCACUGAACGCUUUUCACUAUAUCUCUCACAGUCUUAACCUUUCGAAUAUCGUAGCAGCAAAAUAAUCCAAACAUCAUCUGUCAUUUCUAUUAUGGCUGUGUUUAACCUCACAUAAUAGCUGAGAAUGACACAGCGAGAGCAUUUUAAUUUACUUUAUUUGUAGAAAUGCAUGUUUUUUUCCCAAAACAAUUAGGUGAAUUCAGUUGGUAUGUCUAUAUUUUGCAUCUGUCUGUCUCCACAUUGUGGAGGUUCCCAGUCUGUGUAAUACUUUCUUACAGAAUGCCUCUGCAUGUAUUGAGAAGUUUUGUUUUUCUUUCUAAAGGCACAUCUAAUGCACCCACACACACUAAUACUCACACAUGAUAGUGAAUUGUACUGGUAUACAGCUAGAUGUUGAAUUUUGAUGUCACUAAUGCAGAUAAAUGUAUGAGGGAAUUUAUGAUUCUACAUAUAGAGAAUUCUUUGGCAAUUAACAUUCUUGGACAGUUACUAUAUGUAGGAGUUGUGAACACAUGGUGAAAGAUUUCAAUGAAAAUGGACUCUUGCAGACUGAUAUGAAUAAGAAUUUCCUAAUUCACCUGGACAGUUUGAUUAAACUUUAGGCAUAAUACUUUGGAAAGACAGCCAUGGACUUCUCUCUGGAGGGUAUAUGUAUUGUAAAUACUUUGUUCUGUUCUGAAAUGGAUCUACAUAUGAAGGAAUAUUUGGCUUUGAAAUUGUCUAGAAGUGCUCUGGAAAGCUUAUAGCUUUGAAUUGGAAGCAAUGUUGCUAAAUUUGGCAUUGAUUCGAUUGACAUAUAAUGUAUGUGUAAAUAACUUUGAUGCACUGACCCUAACGCUCAUACCCACAUUCAGUAACUCUUUGAAGCACUGAAACCAAGUCUGAAAAUGAGCUUGAAAUUCUACCUCUUUAUUGCACACUGGCAUGUUAUGGCCCUUUGGAAAUAUUUUAAGUAAUUUAAGGAUUUUAUUGACUAUUUAUGAACAACUUCUACACUGACUGAUGAAAACACUGUUAUUCUGGGAAUAUGAUACCUAAAAAAAACAUUAAAAAUAGCUCUUCUUCAUAAACUUAUGUAAUAUAAAAAAGAACACGUUAAUAAAUAUAUACACAUUAAAUUUA